Molecule: messenger RNA, 1698 nt
Organism: Daldinia loculata
Lineage: Eukaryota; Fungi; Ascomycota; Sordariomycetes; Xylariales; Hypoxylaceae
Exons: 8
Coding region: 1-1698 (565 amino acids)
Biological process (GO): transmembrane transport
Cellular component (GO): fungal-type vacuole; plasma membrane
Molecular function (GO): tripeptide transmembrane transporter activity; dipeptide transmembrane transporter activity
Source: RefSeq, a predicted model, not a curated record
AUGUCGGGUCACGUGUUCGACGUUCGCUGCUCUACGGAGAUCACCGUAGAGCCUAAUUUACAACAACGGUUGGUGAUGGCUCCUCAUACUGACGUGAGCAUUGUUACUGAUGCAAGCUUUAUUGCUCCGUUUAAAGAGGCAGAAAAGCGUUCUGAAGCCCUUAGUGAGAAGAAUGACCAGCCAUCUUCGGUCACCGACUAUCCGAUGACUGAAGACGAAGUACGCAAUCUCCUCAACGUCGUCGACAGAAUUCCCACCAAGCUUUGGGUGGCCUGCCUCGCCGGUAUCCUUGAACGGUUUGUAUGGUAUGGGGCGACUGCCCCUUUGCGACAGGCAUCCGCAUCUAAUAUCGUGAAUGCGCUCAUUAUCGGGUCUUACAUUACCCCUGUUCCUGCUGCUGUUGUUGCUGAUAGCUGGCUUGGUCGUUACAAAACCAUGCUCUAUGCUGCUAUCAUUGAAUGUAUCGGGGCAACAAUUCUAUUCGCGACUUCACUGCCUGCUGCUAUUCACGGGGGAGCUGCUCUCGGUGGCGUAAUCCCCGCAUGUAUACUGCUGGCUGUGGGAUCAGGGGCAUUCAAAACUACCGUGGUCCCGUUUAUUGCCGACCAGUACGAGCAAACCGAGCCUCGGAUCUACACUAAGAAGACGGGUGAGAAGGUUGUUACCAGUCAAGAGUUGACUAUUACGUAUAUCUAUAAUGCAUUUUACUGGUUCGCCGUGAAUGUAGUGGGUUUCUUUGCCGAUUCCACGCCAUUGCUAGAGAAAUAUGUUGGUUUUUGGGUCGCAUACUUAAUUCCUUGCUGUUGCAUGUGGCUAGCCUUGAUCCCGAUUCUUCUCGGUCGCAAUUACUUUGUUCGGGAAUCCCCAACAGGUAACAUCAUGCCUGAUGUGGUGUCCGCCUUGCGCUAUGGCAUAGCCGGAGGCUUCCAAAUGGAUGCUGCAAAACCGGACGUCCAGCUCCAACAUGGUCGUCAAGUCACAUGGACUGACUCUUUUAUCGAGGAUAUUAAGCGAAGCCUUCUAACCUGCCGAGUAUUGCUCCUUUUCCCUAUUCACUGGCUCUGCUACAAUCAGACAUUCAACAAUUUGAUCUCUCAGGCUGGGCAAAUGGUCACAUACGGCAUCCCAAAUGACAUGAUAAAAAUUGCCGGGGCCAUUUCCGGUAUCGUCGUCGCGCCCAUGAUCCAGAAAGGAUUAUAUCCUUUCCUUACAAAGAAACAGAUUUCGUUUAGUCCGAUUGCACGUAUGUCAGUUGGAUUCGCUGUUCUGACCCUUUCUAUGGUCUACGCAACCAUAGUUCAAAAGCUUGUAUAUCAGGCAGGGCCGUGCUAUGACACGCCGCUAGCGUGCUCGGCUGCUCUUAAUCGUACCGUGCCUAACCAGAUUUCGGUCUUUCUUCAAAUCCCAAUCUACUUCGGAGGCGCGGUGGCAGAAGUUUUGUGCUUGACCACGGGUACCGAAUAUGCCUAUAACCAUGCCCCUAAGAGGAUGAAGACGCUAGUCCAAUCCAUUUGGCUCGCCAUGGCCGGGUUUGGAUCGUGCUUAGCCCUUGCAUUUACGCCGCUGACCAUGGAUCCUCACUUGGUCACGAUGUAUGCUAUCUUGUCCGUACUUUUAGGUGGGGCAACCAUCCUGCUAUGGGUGCUUUUUCGGAACGUGGAUAAGGUUAAGAACGAAAUUAUGUUGGUAGGGCUUUAG